Molecule: messenger RNA, 2165 nt
Organism: Pseudoliparis swirei
Lineage: Eukaryota; Metazoa; Chordata; Actinopteri; Perciformes; Liparidae
Gene: tlr9
Product: toll-like receptor 9
Biological process (GO): positive regulation of interleukin-6 production; defense response to virus; toll-like receptor signaling pathway
Cellular component (GO): plasma membrane
Molecular function (GO): protein binding; pattern recognition receptor activity
Source: RefSeq, a predicted model, not a curated record
AUGAUCAGUGACCUUAAAACCACGCUGAAGGUAUUAGACGUUAGUAACAAUGAAUUUCACUUCAAAAUGAGGGGCAUGGGUCAUCGUUUUGGGUUCCUGAAACAUUUGACAAACUUGGAAGUUUUAAGUCUGGCAAACAAUGGCAUUGGGAUGCGAAUAGAUCGGAGGCUGAUUUGCAGCUCGUUGAAGUAUCUCUACUUCUAUGGAAAUCAACUUAACAUUAUGUGGGGUCCUGAAAAUGACAUAUACAAUCAUUUCUUUCAAAACCUUACACACCUCACCUACCUGGACAUCUCUCGCAAUGAUCUGAGGUCAGUCUCUCCAGAAGUGCUGUGUAACCUCCCAGGAAGCAUAGAGACCCUUAGCAUCAGCGGUAAUUCUCUGGAAUAUUUCCCUUGGCAAAACAUCUCGGCACUCACCAAUUUAUGUCACUUGAAUCUUAGUAAAAACUCCCUGAUGUAUUUGCCUCAUAAAGUCAUAGAAUUUGGAGCAAACUUUUCUCUCUUAGACCUCAGUCACAAUGACCUCAGUGAUAUUCCUGAGUAUUUCUUCAGUAUGGCAAAAUCCUUGCACUACUUGUAUCUCAGCCACAAUCAGAUCAAAGUGUUGAGCCACCAGUUUCUCACUGCCCCCUUUCAAAAUGGUAGUGCCCUCCAGAAACUCACCCUGCAUGCCAACCCCUUUAAAUGUGACUGUAAUACGUCUUGGUUUGCAGACUUCUUGCGUACGACUCUGGUACAGAUUCCACAUCUCACCACAUAUGUACUCUGUGAAUACCCAGAGUCCCAGCAGGGCAAGAGUGUACUCACUAUGGACCAGAAUUCCUGCCAGGACCUAUAUGGUCGCUUAGCCUUCUUUUUCUGUUCCUCCAUUGCUGUGGCGUUCACUGUGCUGCCCCUACUGAAGCAUCUCUAUGGCUGGGAUCUGUGGUAUUGCUUACAAGUACUCUGGGCGGGACAUAAAGGUUACUCUCAGCUCGCUGGUAGUGAUUCACAUUAUCACUACGACGCCUUUGUGGUGUUUGACACCCAGAACGGGGCUGUGAGGGAUUGGGUCUACAAUGAGUUAACUGUCAAUCUGGAGAACACAGGUCACAGGAGGUUUGGGCUCUGUCUGGAGGAGAGGGACUGGAUUCCUGGGCUUUCAUGCAUUGAAAAUCUACAUAAUGCUGUCCACUGCAGUGUGAAGACAGUGUUUGUGCUGUCCAGUGGUGUCACUGGUGGUGAAACAGUGAAUGGUGUGAUCCGCCAGGCUUUCUUCAUGGUCCAGCAGCGUCUUCUGGACGAGAAGGUGGAUGUAGCCACGCUGGUCCUGUUGGAUGAGACGUUUCCCAAACUGAAGUACCUUCAGCUGAGAAAACUGUUGUGCAAAAAGUCAGUGUUGUCCUGGCCGAGAAACCCAAGGUCUCAACCCCUUUUCUGGAACCGAAUGCGGAUGGCGUUGUCCUCAGAUAACCUCAAAUCCUAUGACAACAAUAUGAGUGAAAGUUUUAUAUGACUUCCUUUCAACUGCUAAUUGAGGGCACUUUAGUGAAAAAAACCCUCGUUGUGAUGAAUCUCUCCAUUGCAUAAUUGUUACCCUUUUUAACUGUGUUGCAUACGUAAUGAUACCAGGUUGAUGUUUUUAAUAUGUAACUAUAUGUAAUCUUUCGAUUAAAGGUCUGGUAUAUGGGAUUCAGAGCAUUAAUAAAGUGCAGACAUCUUUGUAAUGUAAUGAUAAAGUGGAAUUGUGGCUACUUGUGCAGAGAAUGAAGUCGCUCUCUUUGUGUGUUGUUAUCUGUGCUUUAUUUACAUAGCCGGGCGGCCGCAGGGCAUUUGAACACAUUUGCAUCUCUGUUGUGCUCCAGUGUCUGGCUGAUGGCCGACAAGCAGUUAGCACCGUUAGCGGCUGUUAGCCCUGUUAGCUGCUACCUGCCGGCUGAGCUUCACCAUGUGGAGGCAGUAGCUCUGAAUUCCGUAUCGAGUACCUUUUUAAAACGUAACCACUCUUCCAAGUGCUGUAAAUAUUUUACUUUUUAUGUUCUGUUUUACAUUACAACAUAAGAUGUUGAUUCUUUAUUGUCUUCAGAGAGCUCUGACUAUACAUGUUGCUAUUGUUGGCUGCAAAACAAGACACUGUACAUUGUAUUUCAUUUUGGAAUAUACAAAUAAACUUGACUUGAUUUC